UUGCGCAACACACGUUGCAUUGUGAGUUGCAUAGUUCCAAAACAAAAUGGAAGAUGGUUAGUUCCGGUCUUGACAUUUCGAAGAACAAGACCAGUGUUCGAAGAAAACACCGGAGAGCCUUCAAACGUAACUCAAACCGGCGUUCUCGCAGAAAAAGGAGUUUGCUGAGGUACUACAUGGUCGAUAUCACCGACAUGGAAUGGACGCCGGUUUCGUCGCCGGCCACAGAGGUCGCUGAGUGGCACAAACAGGAGCAAAUUGCUUAUUGGAAAUCGCGCGCUUUGAGUUUCGAAUAUGAGAAUAAAAUGUUGAUUAGACACCUUCGUAAUGUUUAUGCGAAGCAAACGGAGGAUUAUGCAAAUUAUGUGAAGGAGCAAGGACAAAUUGAAGAUAAGGAUUCGGAAACGAGGCCUAUUUUACCUACUGAGCCAGUUGGGAAAAAAAGGCGGGAAGAAAUGGAUAAGUUAUAUGGGAAAAAGGCAUCAAAGAUAAUGGGGAUGGAGACGGCCGUUCAGUUGAAUUACGACCUACAUUUGGAGGACGCUGGCAAGCUGGCGCAUUGGCCCCACACGCCUUUAAAUCUAAGAUUUGAUAAUUAGUUAUGCUAAUAAAGUUUGGUAUUAAUUUUGUA
Molecule: messenger RNA, 631 nt
Organism: Tribolium castaneum (red flour beetle)
Lineage: Eukaryota; Metazoa; Arthropoda; Insecta; Coleoptera; Tenebrionidae
Product: gem-associated protein 8
Exons: 2
Coding region: 54-599 (181 amino acids)
Biological process (GO): spliceosomal snRNP assembly
Cellular component (GO): SMN complex
Source: RefSeq, a predicted model, not a curated record